This is a messenger RNA of Neurospora tetraspora, 1663 nucleotides long. Its product is annotated as coatomer epsilon subunit-domain-containing protein. Gene Ontology annotation, cellular component: COPI vesicle coat. The transcript is spliced from 3 exons. Bases 273 to 1163 code for a protein of 296 amino acids. The record is from RefSeq and is a predicted model, not a curated record. Gene Ontology annotation, molecular function: protein binding; structural molecule activity. NCBI's taxonomy places the organism in Eukaryota, Fungi, Ascomycota, Sordariomycetes, Sordariales, Sordariaceae. Gene Ontology annotation, biological process: retrograde vesicle-mediated transport, Golgi to endoplasmic reticulum; intra-Golgi vesicle-mediated transport; endoplasmic reticulum to Golgi vesicle-mediated transport.
CUCCACGUCGAGGUACCCGUUUGGCUGUCCACUUUCUACUUGGUGGCUUUAUCCCCUAUCAACCACUGAAGCUAUACUGAACUGUCCAUCAUUCAACAAUCAACAACAAACAGUCCCUAUACCGACAACAACCAACAACUUUACGACAUCAAUACCUGGGUCAUCCCAUAAUCUCACACCAGGCCGGUCCUCGACGCCAACUUAACCCUUGCCAUUCGAUCAAUACCACCAUCAUCUAAUAAUCCUAAAACUCCCCCAAACCGAUAAUCAAGAUGUCCGACCCCUUCGGAGCCGAGGCCGAGUUAAUCAACAUCGAGAGCCACUUCCACCAAGGCCAAUACCAAGAAGUCAUCGACUUCGACACCACCUCCUUCUCGUCCGAGAACGCCCUCCCCGCGCGCGUCCUCCAGCUGCGCGCGCGCAUCGCGCUCGGCCAGGCCGAGGACGUGCUCGCCGAAGUUGCGGGAGAGAAGAAGCCGGAGCUCGAGGCGGUGGGCGCGCUGGCCCAGCUGAGCGCGGGCGACGCCGAGUCGGCCGUGGAGACGAUCGAGCAGCUGGCGGCCACGGACGCGGGCGAAAUCGGGAUCGUCCAGGUCGUGGGCGGGACGGUGCUGGCGGCGGCGGGUAAAGCCGACGAGGCGCUGGCGCUGCUGCAGAGACACCAGGGCAACCUGGAGGCUGUCGCGCUGAUUGUGCACAUCUACCUGGCGCAGAACAGGACGGACUUGGCGGUUAAGGAGGUGGCCAGCGCGCGGAGGCUGGCGCAGGAUAGUCUGCUGUUUAACCUGGCUGAGUCGUGGGUUGGGUUGAGGCUGGGCGGCGACAAGUACCAACAAGCAUUUUACGUCUUCGAAGAGCUUGCACAAGCACCCGCUACCUCUUCCGUACGGAGUCUCGUCUCGCAGGCCGUUGCCGAGCUCCAUCUCGGCCGCACAGAGGAGUCUCAGGCUGCUCUGGACCAGGCGCUCAAGAAGGAGCCCGGAUUCGCGGACGCCAUUGCGAACCAGCUCGUCUGGAGCGUCAUUACUGGGCAAGAUUCGGCUGAGUACAAGGCUGCCCUCGAGCAGGCUGAUCCCAACCACCCCUUCCUGACCGAUUUGGCCGAGAAGAGCGACCUCUUUGACAAGGCGGCGAUAAAGUACAAGGCCAAGGUUUCUGCUUAAGCGAAUGCUUUGGGCGAGACGAUGAUGAACAUGAAAGAUAUCUCUUAAUUCACAAAAAGGGCAAGCGGGGGGAAGCAACGAGAGACGAAAGACGAGGGCGUGGAAUAAUGUUUGUUGAAGAGGAUUCAAGGAGAACAAGAGAAGCUCUGUGACCUUGGUAGUGAUGCUGACAUGCGAGUAUAAAUACUAGACAGAGGAGUAAUGGUUCUCACGGCAAUGAGGUCGAGUCGAUCCAAUGCUUUCUGAACUUGGAUCUUGGAAGAUGUGUAGCAAUGCACUAUACAGCUGGGUGAAUGAAAGCAGCAUGUCGUAUCUCUUUGCAGUAUUCCGAUACAGUAACCUUGGCGAAAUGAUCAAGGUUUCAACUUUCAGCCUCAAUAGACCCGGGUACUGUCACGGGGGGCAUUACAAAAAGAGGGUCUUGUUACGUGAUGAGUUCCUUUUUGUAUCUUCUCCGUACGAACCCCUUACGAAGCCCGCGAACGCGCCAUUGAUAGCCG